AUGGCUCGAAACCCCAUGAGGCACAACCAGAGCCUUUAUUGCCAAUACCAUCAAGACCAGGGACACACCACGGAGGACUGUAGAAAUUUGUGGGACCAUUUGGACCAGUUGGUUCGAGAAGAAAAGUUGAAGCAGCUUUUGCACCAUUCUAGUGGCCAGGUAGGUCAGAGAGGUUCGGAUCCCCGAAAAGAUGUUUCUUCGAGACCUCCUUUAGGAAUGAUCAAUGUCAUCUUUUUUGCUCUCGGGAGGACUGGUUAUUGUCCCUCUAGAGUGAUGUCUGUGGCUCGGCUAUCUGCCGAGGAUGAUAAUCUGGAGCCGAAAAGGGUUAGAAUGGAUAUUCAACCGGUAAUAAGUUUUUCGAAUGAGGAUAAGAUUGGGACCAUACAGUCCCAUGAUGAUACUUUGGUGGUCAUGCUUAGGAUUGGUGGGUUUGAUGUGAAGAGGGUAAUGGUGGACCAAGGCAAUGGUGCCGAAAUUAUGUACCCUGACUUAUAUAAGGGGUUGAGUUUGAGACCAGAGGACUUAACGGCCUACAAUUCUCCUUUGGUAAGUUUUGAUGGGAAGGUAGUCAUUUUGAGGGGUAUGAUAAGACUACCUGUGCAAGCUAGUUUAGAAGUGGUGGAGGUAAAUUUCAUCGUGGUGGAUGCCUAUUCCCCCUACAUGGCCAUUAUAGCUAGACCCUGGCUUCAUACCUUGGAGGCCGUCUCUUCCACUCUGCACCAAAAGGGGAAAUUUCCGUCGGGGGUCACAUUGAAGAAAUCGUAG
Molecule: messenger RNA, 765 nt
Organism: Quercus lobata
Lineage: Eukaryota; Viridiplantae; Streptophyta; Magnoliopsida; Fagales; Fagaceae
Exons: 1
Coding region: 1-765 (254 amino acids)
Source: RefSeq, a predicted model, not a curated record